GCACAAAGGUCACUGUUGAGAAAAGGAGAGGACUCAUUUGUCCCUGACUGUCACGAAGAAACAAAGCCACUGAGUAGAAGGGGAGAGGAGACACCAGUGAUUACCAUGGUGGCCGUCACAGAAAUCCAGAAGAUAGGUAUUGGUCUGAUGGGAUUCGGUGUAUUUUUCCUGCUCUUUGGUGUGGUGCUGUAUUUUGACUCUGUGUUGCUGGGCUUUGGGAAUAUUCUGUUUCUGACUGGUUUGACGUUCAUUAUCGGCUUCAAAAGGACAGCCCACUUCUUCUUCCAAAGACAAAAGUUUCGGGGUUCUUUGUUUUUCCUGGGAGGUGUUUCUCUGGUUCUGUGCCGGUGGCCAAUCAUUGGAAUGCUGGUGGAGAGUUAUGGCUUUGUGGUUCUAUUCAGGUCUUUCUUCCCCAUGGCCUUGGGGUUUUUGCUGUCAGCUGUGAAUAUCCCUUUCCUCAGUGCAUUUUUCCCCAGCAGCUCCUCCAUGGUCUGAGCAGAAGAACACGUUGCAGCAGGGAAAAGAGUGCUGGAAGCCAUUUGACUGAUUCUGGGUGGGCAGAGGGGGAGAACUGCUCCAUAACUGAAUAAGGUAUUCACAGGUCCAUACAAUUGUGCCCAGAUCCAAAAAUACCCAGAUAUGUACUUAUCUGACACCAAACCUGACAUGUCUAAUGUUUGAAAGCUGGGACCUGGACCAAUGCCGAACAGAGAAAUGUAGGACCCAAGUCUGAACAGACGCUUGAGACACAGACCCGAUUGAAACCAAUUUCACAUCUGAUUGCAAUAACAAGUUAACAUUGAUUUACAAGUUGCCAAAACAAAACUUUGUGUAAAAUUAGUAGCCUUCUCCCCUAUGUCUGGCCAUCCUCCUUAACAAGAAAGUUAGGGUAAAUAAAUAUUUAUUUCUUGCUGAUUGAAACAGUAUGGCAAAUGCACUAGUUAUUUGAGCUUUAAUGUCCACUUGGUGUCAUGGUGACAGAUCAUGACAAUCAGGUUUGCAGUUUUAUUGCAUCUAGAGACUGUCCUUCCCUGAAAAAUGACUAUAUAAGUCGUUUUCUUCAAUUACGAAAUAUAUCUAGGCUUGUAGUAAAGUAGGUAGUAAGGGGACAAAGAAUAGGAGCGCCAAAUUGCCACGUGAUGAGGUGGGCUUGGGUGGUGGAUGUGUCAAACAACCAGGACUUUCACCCAGGAGUCUGAGGUUCAAGUCCCGUUUUAAAAUAAAAGUGUAAUAAACAGACCCAGGACCUGUAGUAAUAGAACGGGACCCAAUAGUCCUUAUAAACCAUGGAUACAAACCCAUAUGGGUCUCGGUUCGGGUCUCCGGAUUUUAGGGUUUGGAGGACCUGUGAAGACCUCUAAUGUAUUUAUUUUGCGGGUGACCGGUGAAAAUAAUUUAUUUUUUACAAUGUGCUGUAUUUUGUACUGUGUAAGGUUACAAUCAAAUAAGCUGCUUAAAAGCUACACCACCUUAGAACCUUAAAUAUUGCAGUUGUACAGAAUGUUUACAAUCUGAUUUUACAAUGAUUAACUGUUUCAUUUAAGCUUGUUAAUGUUGUUUUGUUAAAUUAAGAAAAACUUUC
This is a messenger RNA of Etheostoma spectabile (orangethroat darter), 1582 nucleotides long. It is a transcript of the gene golt1a, whose product is annotated as golgi transport 1A. Gene Ontology annotation, cellular component: endoplasmic reticulum; membrane. Lineage: Eukaryota; Metazoa; Chordata; Actinopteri; Perciformes; Percidae. The transcript has 5 exons. The record is from RefSeq and is a predicted model, not a curated record. Gene Ontology annotation, biological process: retrograde transport, endosome to Golgi; endoplasmic reticulum to Golgi vesicle-mediated transport. Bases 106 to 495 code for a protein of 129 amino acids.